Molecule: messenger RNA, 3225 nt
Organism: Aspergillus fumigatus Af293
Lineage: Eukaryota; Fungi; Ascomycota; Eurotiomycetes; Eurotiales; Aspergillaceae
Product: putative TBC domain protein
Exons: 2
Coding region: 1-3225 (1074 amino acids)
Source: RefSeq, a predicted model, not a curated record
AUGGCGGAGCGUGAUAUCCAGCAGCAACUGCGUCGUUCCUCCUCGCGAACGUCGUCCACCUCGCGGCACAGUCAAAGAGCUAAGACCGUUCGUGCUCGAUCUCAGAAGCGCCAUUCUGCCUCCUCCAAUGCCACCACCACCGACCUCACGUCCUUCCCCUCCCUCUCGCCGGACCGCUCUCCCGACGGCUUCGUCGGCCAGCCCGCGCUGAAUCGCGCCUUGACGAACGCAUUGCUGGACGGGGACGCGGAAGAAGGUUCAGGCGAUAUCACCCGUGACCGACGGUCCACCUUAGCCAAGUUGACCGGGGCGGUCCCCGCGAGCUCUGGCCGUGCCGCCUUGUUCGACGAUUCGUUCACCAUGCACGAUUUCCCCGGUGCGCUGCAUCUAGCGGAUGACUCGAAUAUCGAACGGUUAAUAGCCAGUAUGGGGGCAGUGAAGCUGGUCAGACAGUUCGCCCGUGACCUGGCGCAGCGGGAUGCAGAGAUUUCGGCGCUGCGUCAACGAGCGGAUGCUAGGGAGCGGGAACUGAAGAGGAUGCUCCGUGAGGUGUCCGUUUCCAACCAGGAUAUUGAGCGAAGGCUAUAUGCGCUGGAGAAUGCUCCGCGCAAGAACUCUGGCGGUGAGGACGCUGAAAACGAUGCGGAGCAGGCAGGUCGUCAGGGGCGAGGGGUUCAUGGGCUCAUGCAGCAGGCGAUGAGUGACGGGGUGGGGUCACAGCUACAUGAGGACGACUCGGUGCACUCCUCGGAUCAAGUCCAGGCGACAGUUCGUGGGCCGCAGCGCUCAGAGAUUGACUCGCGCUCAGGCACGUCGAGUGUCGAUUCAGGAACUACCCGAAAGAGACAGAGUUCUGUUCGCGGUUGGCAGGAUUACAUCUUCGGCAGCGGUACCGCCAGUCGGAAAACUAGUAGAGCGAGCAGUAUCAUGGACGACGUUGGAGAAGUCGAGGAGGGCGCCCAUAAUCCUCGUGCUUCAAACAACAAUCGCCGGAAAGCGCUGGACGAGCAGCUCUUUCAACCUCCUAGCGAACGUUCUGGGGGUGGCAUAGCUGCAAAACAUGCAGUUUCUGGGUUAGUCAGUGGAGACGAUGCUAGUACUCAUUCCCGCAAAUCGUCAAAGUCAAUUACGUCGUGGACGGUCAGGCUGUUUGCUGGAGGGUCUCAGAAUAGCCGAGACGAGAAUGACGCGGGAUCCGUCCGCAGCAGAACUUCCUCCAUCCAUCAGGACAAGACUAGAGGCUCCUCGUCCACGUCCACAAAUCCCAAAACGGCCCUCUCAGCGGUCGCAGCGUUAAAACGGAUCAACAGCAACACUAGCAUACACAGUGCGCCUGGCAGAUCUACCAAUGGGUCCACUGGGCCCGGCAGAACAGCGGCUCCUUCUGGGCCAGUCGAAAUGGAUGCCAUUCUCCCCAUGGAAUCUCGUCCCCCAACCCUUUCUCAUAUGUAUAACAACUAUCAGCCUGGAGAGCUACUCACCGAUCGGUUUGGAUUUAUCUAUGACCAGCGUCGGAAAAAGAGGCAGAGAGAAGCUGCUAUGUCCAAGAAUAAUAGCAAGCGUCUGAGCAUCGCUGAAACACUCAGCAGCUUCCGCACCGAGACAUCAGAUGGAGAUGAAGAUGCUGUGCAAGGAAUUGCGGAGCCUCAGCGCUCACCCUUCUCGGUUUCGCCCGAGGAUCCAGAAGCUGGAGCUGUGGCUAUACGGAAAUGGCAGGAUUAUCUAAAGUUUCCAACGCGACCGACCGAAUUACUAUCUCACACCCCAUCAGCCGGCCCUAUUGUGUCACUUACCACCACAAGCGAACCUCCGCCGCGUAGUACUGCAGUAGCGGUUGACCGACAUGGUUCGCUUUCUGUCAACCCAAAUGCUCCGCCAUCUGCAUCUACAUCCACGGUCGUCGCUGAUCGCCCAGAAUUUGCGGGAACAUCCGCCGAUGAGCCAACGACUGCAGCCACGCAGAGUGCGUCCACAGAGAAUGAACCAGUCAAAUUGCUUCUUGAGCAAUUGACAGAGCUCCACGAUGCUCUCCAACGGGACAGGACCGUCAGAUGGAACGAGUUCAUGCGCAAGGUGCGCGCAGAACGCAGGAAGGAGGGAGAAGCUGCUGCUGCUGCUGCGAUAUCUACUAGAGCUGCGCAGUCUGUCGACACGCCAGAAGCAUCUCUAGCAGUCGGCGAAGUAGUUGGAAUAGCUAAUCUAGGGAACAAGGGCAAAGUCGGUCGUGCCAAGUGGCGGGAGUUCCGAUCGCUCGUCCUUGGGGGGAUUCCGGUUGCUCUGCGGGCGAAGAUUUGGUCCGAAUGCAGCGGCGCAUCCUCCAUGCGAGUGCCUGGUUAUUAUGAUGAUCUGGUGGCAGGUAUCGGUGGUAGCGAACCGGACCCAUCGGUUGUAGCGCAAAUUGACAUGGAUAUCAACCGGACGCUAACCGACAAUGUGUUCUUCCGUAAAGGUCCCGGCGUGUCUAAAUUGAGAGAGGUGCUACUGGCAUACUCACGCCGCAACCCAGAGGUAGGAUAUUGCCAGGGGAUGAACCUGAUCGCUGCUUCGCUACUUCUCAUCACUCCGACCGCAGAGGACGCUUUCUGGAUUCUCGCCUCGAUGAUUGAAAACAUCCUCCCUCAGCAUUAUUACGAUCACGGAUUACUUGCUUCACGAGCCGAUCAGGUCGUGCUACGACAGUACAUCUCCGAAGUGCUACCUAAACUAGCCGCACACCUUGACUCGUUGGGCGUCGAGCUCGAAGCUCUGACAUUCCAAUGGUUCCUCUCCGUCUUCACCGACUGCUUGUCUGCCGAAGCACUCUACCGCGUCUGGGAUGUGGUGCUCUGCCUCAACGUCACCAGCGUCGUGAAUCCCGGAACUGGAAGUGGCUCCCACUCUUCAACCCGGGAGUCCAACGAUGCGAACAAUUCCACUGCCCAAGACAUUGCAUCGGGGAGCGGCGGCGGCAGCACGUUCUUAUUCCAAGUGGCUCUCGCACUCCUGAAACUCAACGAGCAGCAGCUCCUGACCACCUGCUCCACCCCGGCGGAACUCUAUACAUACAUCAACCACCAAAUGACCAACCACGCCAUCAGCAUCGACGGGCUCAUCCAGGCCAGCGAGGCCCUCCGGAACGUCGUCCGCCGCGAAGACGUCGUGGCUCGACGGGCAGAGGCCCUGCGAGAAAUGAGGGAACUCGGCGGAUCAACCCAGUCAGCUGAUGCCGAAGCCAAUUCCGCCUGA